Fonticula alba is the source of this 1284-nucleotide messenger RNA. RefSeq lists its product as hypothetical. Gene Ontology annotation, cellular component: nucleolus. Gene Ontology annotation, molecular function: nucleic acid binding. The record is from RefSeq and is a predicted model, not a curated record. NCBI's taxonomy places the organism in Eukaryota, Rotosphaerida, Fonticulaceae. Bases 130 to 1284 code for a protein of 384 amino acids. The transcript has 4 exons. Gene Ontology annotation, biological process: regulation of ribosome biogenesis.
ACGGCACACCCCUCCUCUUGCCAUUCCCAUUCCGCCCCUCGCUCGCCUCUUCCCCCUCCCCGACCCUCGGCCGGCUUCUCCCUCUCGCGGUCUCGGCACGCAGGCCUCGCUGCACCAUCCCCCCCAACAAUGAGCAACUCCUUCGCGCGAUCUCAGCUGGAGAAGUACGGCUGGACACAGGGCAAGGGUCUCGGGCGCGCUGGGCGCGGCCGGACCGAGGCCAUCAAAGCCAACAUCAAGCAAAACACUCACGGUAUUGGCCACCGGAACCAGCAGUUCGACUUCAAUCACUUUGACAGCGUGUACAAUCGGGCGUCGAGCAAUCUCCAGAUCAUUGGCGCCACGUCGCUGGCCGGGUCUUCCUCCGACUCGGACAGUGACAGUGACAGCGAUGCGCCCGCCGCGCGGAGUGCUCUCACGCAAUCGGAGACCACCACGACCUCCGAGCGGGUGAUCUCCUUCUCGCGGAAGGAUAGCAACCUCUCGCGCCGGGAGCUGACCUCCAUCAUGACGGAGCGCAUGCUGUUUACUUCUUCGGGCACCCUGGGCGGGGGGCUUGGCUUCACCGGCGAUUCGUCGGAUUCGGACGCGGACGCGGACGCGGGCCGCGCGCCGGGGCUCGGAGCCUCGGCUUCGGUUGCCCCUGCCCCCAGCACCUUCAUGGGCUUCGUCAGUAGCGGCCUCCAGAAUACCGAGCGGCUGGCAACCACCUCGAGCGACUCCGACUCCAGCGAUGGCGAUGACACCGACGUUGAGAAUGCGCUCGAGCAUUCGCGGGCGAAGGAGAACUCCCUGCUCGACGCCUGUGGGGGGAUUCGCAUCGGCCACCGUGGCUCCUUCAAGCAGGAGGGCAAGGAAGCGCGCCUGGCUCGGCAGGAGGCCGAGUAUCUCCGGUCGAUUGGCCUCCUGCCGCCGGAGGUGCCGGAGGCGUCGACCGAGGACACCUCCAAGCGCAAGCGCUCGGACACCGAUGACGCGCCGCCGGCCAAGCUCCGCAAGAAGGAUGCUGCCAGCAAGAAGGAGGCCAUCCAGGCGGCCACCAAGGCUGCCGAGAAGGCCGCCAAGAAGGCCGCCAAGAAGGCCGCCAAGAAGGCCGCUAAAAAGGCCGCCAAGAAGGAGCUCAAGAAGGCCGCCAAGAAGGCCGCCAAGAAGGACAAGGAGGCAGGGAAGGAGGGCAAGACCGUUGGCAGCUCCGCCUCCUCGCCAUCUGAAGACCUCCAGCGGAAGCUUGAGCGGAAGAUCCAGAAAGCCGCGCGGAAGAAGACGGCCUCCGACGCGGCCUGA